Messenger RNA from Acanthoscelides obtectus, 4025 nucleotides. NCBI's taxonomy places the organism in Eukaryota, Metazoa, Arthropoda, Insecta, Coleoptera, Chrysomelidae. The record is from the annotation of a GenBank genome assembly.
GUUCACAAAACCCCCUGUGUAUGAAUGGAAACUUGCUCUCAAUUUUGGCACAUCCUGUAUAUCAAGGUUACGUCAAAUUAUGUCAUUGGAAUUACGUCAAACGUCAUAUGAUUUUGACACUGACAUACGACAUUAAUAACAAUGGCCGCCAUAUAUGGAAAUUUCUAGCAAGUUUUUGAAUUUGAACGUCAUUUUUGAGUAAUUAUACGAAGUAUUUUAACUCCAAAAAGUGAUAACAAUGGUUUUGAAUAAUUAAGUGGUCUUUUGAAAUACAUAUUGUGGCGUGUAAAUAGUAUUUUACGAAAGAAAAUAAGCUUAAAAUAUCUGUGCAAUCAUGGCAUACAAAGCUUACGUGUUUUAUAUAUCAUUUUUACUUGUGAUUUUUUCAAAAUGCGCUUAUCUAGAUGAUAGCAUAAAGCCUAAUGAACUGGCACAUCAAAAUGAAGGCAUUACAAACCAGCAGAAUACGAAUAAAAACCAAACCAAUACUACUAUUACUUCUAAAACUGAUGGUAUGGUGAGUGAUAAAAACAGUGGUGAUAGUAAAGAUAGUGUUUCAAAGGAUAUAACUUCAAGCAAAAAAGAUAAUGCAGAAGCUGCGAGUGAUAAUAAUGCCAAAGCUGAUAGUAAUAGUGAUAACACAAAAGCUACAGUAGAUGUUAGUCCUAAUCCUCUAAUAAAUGUUACAACAAGUACGUUGAGUAAUAAUAACAGUUCAGAGAAGAGCUUAGGAACAUCAACAGUGAAGCCAAAUAGUACCACAACAAAUAGUACUGAAGCUCCCCACACUGUUGAUCCAGUACCUGUCUUACCAGACAAGGAGGCAGCAGAGGAAGAACACAACAGUUCCAUGGCUAUAUUCUUUGUAUUAUGUGUGCUAGCAUUAGGAAUUUUACUAAUACAUCUUAUGUUACAAACAGGAUUCCAAUAUGUUCCAGAAAGUGUUGUGAUUGUCUUCUUAGGAGCACUUAUAGGUUUGAUAAUGAAUACUUUAUCUAGCAGAAAUAUUUCAAAUUGGAGGAAAGAAGAGGCAUUUUCACCAACUGCCUUCUUCCUGAUACUAUUACCACCAAUCAUAUUUGAAUCAGGAUAUAACUUACAUAAGGGGAAUUUCUUCCAAAAUAUUGGAUCUAUACUAGUCUUUGCUAUAUUGGGUACUACAAUAUCAGCAUUUGUGAUAGGCUUUGGUAUAUAUUUUCUGGGGCUGGCAGAUGUUGUAUAUAGAUUAGGCUUUGUUGAGUCAUUUGCCUUCGGAUCUCUAAUUUCUGCAGUAGACCCUGUAGCAACUGUAGCUAUCUUCCAUGCCCUGAAUGUUGACCCAGUUUUGAACAUGCUGGUCUUUGGUGAGAGCAUAUUGAAUGAUGCUAUUGCUAUUGUACUAACAAAUGCUGCACUGGAGUCAAAUAAUCCUAGUAUGAGUACUGGAGAAGCUAUUGUUUUGGGCAUUCAAAGAUUCUGCUUGAUGUUCUUCGCUUCAGCAGGCAUAGGAGUUGUGUUUGCUCUGAUCAGUGCUCUAUUACUGAAGCAUGUAGAUCUAAGGAAGAACCCAUCUCUAGAAUUUGCAAUGAUGCUUGUUUUUACUUAUGCACCAUAUGUACUAGCAGAAGGUAUUCAUCUGUCUGGAAUUAUGGCAAUUUUAUUCUGUGGUAUUGUGAUGUCCCACUAUACUCACUUUAAUCUGUCAACUGUCACACAAAUUACAAUGCAACAGACACUCAGGACUCUAGCCUUCAUUGCAGAAACAUGCGUUUUUGCAUAUCUAGGUUUGGCAUUGUUUAGCUUUAAACACCGCGUGGAACCUGCCUUAGUUGUAUGGAGUCUCAUUUUAUGCCUAAUAGGAAGAGCUUGUAAUAUUUUCCCACUGGCAUACUUGGUGAACAAAUUCAGAGAACACCAAAUCACCAGGAAAAUGAUGUUUAUAAUGUGGUUUUCUGGACUUAGAGGAGCGAUUUCAUAUGCUCUGUCACUCCAUUUGAAUUUUAGCGAUGAAACUAGACAUGUUAUUAUAACAACAACACUGAUCAUAGUGUUGAUAACGACACUCUUCUUUGGAGGUUCAACCAUGCCACUACUGAAGUUCAUGCAAGCCACCAAAAAUCCUUCUCGCCGUCUCAAAAAACGCAAGAAGGAUAGAGAAGUGACAUUGAGUAAGACUAGAGAGUGGGGACAAGCUCUGGAUUCUGAGCAUUUGUCAGAAACUACUGAGGGUGAAAUGGAGGUGACUUUCACUUCAGAUAGGAUUAAAGGCUUCGUCAAAUAUGACUUGAAGUAUUUCAUACCUUUCUUCACUAGGAGGUUCACACAACAGGAACUGAAAGACUGCAAGAGCCAGAUGACAGACCUGACGAACCAAUGGUAUCAGGCGAUACGCAUCUCGCCCGACCAAUCUGAAGAUGAAGAUAGACUUACAACCAAUACCGGACGAUCUUCGAUAUCAAGCAUAGUCCGCUGACCUUCCGUCCGCGUAGAGGUAAAACCGCACCGUUUCAUUUACAAAAGAAAAUCUGUAUAAAUGUCUUUCAUUGAACACAAAGGAAGAUGUUCUGGAAGUAGAGACUUUCCUUUUCAGACGUUUGAAAAGACAAAAUUACGAUUAGUUCUUACUGUUCAUUUAAGAAAUUUCUAUUACUUGCUUUUAAAUACUGUUCGAAGUUGUCGCUAUUCGAUUCAAAUACAAAUUUAUUAACGUCUCCUCAAUUUGCAACAUUUGGAUAAAGAUAAACACACCUAGGCUGAGCGGGAUGGAACCUUCCAGGAAAACUAUGGGAAUACACUGACAACUAUUAUCAAACCGACAAGUUCGUUAUUGCUACGAGGAUGUGCCUUUCAUGGUUUUUCAAAUCUAGUUUAUGAAUAAACAACUUGGCUUACGCGAAUGGUGCGUGAAACCUGGAUUGGGUACUGACAUUUUUACCUAAUCAUAUGCAGGAGCCAGGGCCUUAUUUGAUAUCGUAUAUUUUUUGGGAACAUAAUAAAUCGCUUAAAACUUUUGUGUUACUAGAAAAGAAAUUGCUUAUUUACAUUACAUUACAUAUUACAAAAAACUACACGCUGCUGUAGGAAGGAAAGUCCCAACUUUAAGAAUGCCAUGUAUUGACUUUUGACUACGAGUUUUUAUACAGGGCUUCUCCUAAAUAUACUGGAAAGAUUUAUAGGAAUAUUUUCUUGAAAGACGGUUUCUGGAAAACCACUUCGUAUCGAAAAUCUUGGAAGGCUAAUAUAUUUACGAUAAAACACUUGCAUUCCUACUGAAGGUGUCUAGUUAUUCUCUGUUGGUAAGAAGUUUCACAAAUGAUUUUUGCCGUUGAAAAGUGUUAUGCAAAAUAUUGUGUCUUCAAAAGGUGCAAAAUAGUCCUCAAACAUUUGCUCUAUGUUUAGGAGGCACUCUAUCACUUUUUAUAUUAAAGCAAGUUUUACUAUAUUUCUUAAAGAUUUUUAGAACAUUAUUAGAACUAGAUGAAUUUUCAAAAAUCUGUGCUUUGUAUGUAAUACUUACUCUUUAGCCCAAAGUUUUUCCUUUGUUUUGGUGAUGAAUGGCUGAUUGUUUUGUAAAUAACAAAAGUAUUGUAAAUAAGUAUUGUUAUGUGAUACUCGUUCUUGUAUAGAAUUGUUUGGCUUUAAGCGAAAAAUGUCAAAUGUACUUAAAACUUUUACCUGUGAGGUAAUCAAAUGUUGAUUUUUGUUAUAAAUAGAGUGUAUCACAAAUUAACCGUGUAUUCUGUUAUCAACAUGGUAUCUCCUUAGUAAGUGGUUAGUAGGCAACAAGAGGCCUAUCUGGGUUAGUUUGGAAAGAGCCUACUAUUUAAUCACAUAUUGAAGUAGCAAACAUUAUAGCAUGUUUUCAUAUACAGGGUGUUCAUUUGAAUACUUCCCACAACGGAUUUAUUGAAAACCACUGAUUAAAAGAAAAAACGCCGAGACACGUCAAAAGAUUUUUCAAGGGAGAUAACUUUUUAGCCAAAAACUACUUCACCCUCUGCUCCCCAGGGUCACCCCCUUAAAAAUUUUAAAAGACAAAGGGAUAC